AUGGAAUGCCUGAAAGCACGCCUUGAAACGUUCAAUAAGACGAAACGAUCCAAACAGUCCUUGACGAGAUCAACAGCCGGUCUUAAAUGGCCACACCCCUCGUCUCAUAGAGCGACGCCGCAGACUCUUGCCGAGGCAGGUUUUUACUACAACCCAAGUUCUGAAGACAAGGAUAAUGUCACUUGCUUCAUGUGCGGCAAAGAACUCAGCGAUUGGGACCCAGAUGAUAACCCGUUCGACAUCCACUGGAAGAAGUGUCGUAACACAUGUGCUUGGGCGGUCGCGAGAUGCGGGUUGAUCUAUGAUGUUGAUGAGGACGGAAAUCAUCAAUUUACGGACCUGACACGUCUGCCCUCAAGUAAGGCUAUGGAGAAGGCUCGGACAGAGACAUUUACCACAAAUAAGCUAUGGCCUCACGAUGCGGUGAAAGGGCAUGGGGCCAGUUCAAAGAAGAUGGCAAAAGCCGGAUUUAUCUACACUCCACAGUCUCCCGGGGACGAUACCGCCACUUGUCUAUACUGCAAUCUUUCGCUGAGUGGAUGGGAUUUUGGUGAUAAUCCGACUGAAGAGCACCUCCAACGCGAAAAGAAAUCGGGUGUGCCUUGUGUCUUCUUCCAACAGACUCCUGGGAGAGUCACAAAAGCGACUACCGCGUCACGGAAGGAGGCAAUACCCUUGCAUUCAGAUGAUGAAUUAGCUAUGGAUAAAAUCCAGGGUGGUGGUACUACUAGAUCCAAGAGUCGGACCAUAGGAAGCAAGCUAUCUACAACCUCGAAGACUCCAGCAUCGAGACAGUCUACACGCGCAACUGGCACCAAUAGUAGGACACCCGCAAGCCGGAAAACUGCCGACUCGGAAGUUGAAUCCACGGCUGGAGGCAACGAAAGCGAGGUUGGAAAGCGCGUCUCAAAAUCCAAGCGCAAACUGCCGGCGAAGACCAAAGAGGCGAUACAAGCAAUCGUUGAAGAGGAUGAAGAACAAGGCGAUGAUGUUGAUAUGGAAGUAGAAAUGGUGGUGGAGAUGGAACAGCCGAAAGAGAAACCAAAAAGAGGUCGACCACCUAAGGCUAAGAAACUCGCAGCCGCACCCUCCGAAGAGUCGGAUCUGGAUCGUGUUCCUACGAAGAAGGGGCACCAUACACGUACAAGGUCCCGCACCCAGGUAGAGUCCGAAUCUGAUGUACCGCUGGCGCCAAAGCCUCACCAGUCGAAAACGAGAUCGACGACGGCAUCCAAGAAAGGGCCACCUCCACCUGUGCAGAAUCAGGGAAAAGCGACCUCCAGCAAGGCGAGGGUUGUGGAUGUAUCAUCUGAUGAUGAGAUAGACGAAGCGCCUCCUUCGCGCACUGGCCUGGUACCGCCUGUAACACUACAGGGAUCAACCAAGAUGUCAAAUCCUCUUGAUGUAGUCCGCAUUGCUCCAAAACAGAGAGGAAAGGACGAGCUGCAAGUUGAAGUGGUUGUCCCCAGUCCAAAGGGCAAUAACCCUGAUGUUGAUGUGCCAAUAGAAGACCCCGAACCAAUCUCAGAGGAGCCUGAUAUGAAUCAGUCCGCUAUUUUUGUGGUUGCCCCGGCUCCGUCGACUCCUCGUUCCUCCAAUUCCCCCGUCAUCGUACAUGCUAGCCCAGCUGCGGCUCCGCCAACCUCAGAAACUGAGGCGACCUCUGUCGAGCCGGAUGCUCGAGGGUCAUCAUUAGCGUUCACGCCUAUUAUGGCGCAAUUUCCGGUUCGCAGCCUGAAGUCACUAACUGAAGAAGAGGGCAACAUGACCGUGGAGCAGUAUAUCAGGCGCGAGAUGGAAAUACAAUAUCAGCAGAUCCAGGAAGAUGCGUAUAGGCGCAUUAUGCUGUUCAAGGAGCAAGCAGCAGAGACGAAGAGUCGGAUAGAGGCUCUUUAG
This is a messenger RNA of Fibroporia radiculosa, 1896 nucleotides long. RefSeq lists its product as uncharacterized. The record is from RefSeq and is a predicted model, not a curated record. Lineage: Eukaryota; Fungi; Basidiomycota; Agaricomycetes; Polyporales; Fibroporiaceae. The coding region runs from base 1 to 1896 and encodes 631 amino acids. The transcript is spliced from 4 exons.